AACAAUUAACACAUCCAGCAAUAUACAUCGCCUGUUAUGGAUACGUCGUGGAAGCAUCAAUAUAAGGAAUCUAUGUUUUAAUAAAUACAACCCAUCAGCUGGAUUAACAUAAAAUACACAUCCUGCGAAAAUGGCAAACAGAAAACCAAUAUCAGUAAAUCUAAGAGAUUUGCAAAGAAUACUGAACGAAGGGAAACCUGAAAUGCCAAGGUUCUCAAGCGGGGUAGCAGGUAACAAUGAAGAAGAUGAUGAACGACAACAAAAUGCAUCAUUCGGACCAACAAGAAAUAAAUCAGGCAGUACAAGAUGGGCUAAUGAAGCCGUAGAAGAUGAUUUCGAUCCCAUGGGAAGUAAGGAGACACCCAAUGAUAAACCUGAACCGGAUUUCAGCACAGUAAGAAACACAGAUAACGAGUUUGCAAGGAGCGAUUCUAAGGGAAGAUCGGGUAGCCGGAAUUCCAGACAGGAAGAACAUGAAAGGAAACCAGAAGAUGAUGUAUGGAGAAAUACAAAUGCAAUAACCAUACAAGAAGAUUCAGCAGAAGAUGAUUUCUGGAGAAGACCAAGUAGCAACAUCAGCAGCGAUAAAUCAAGACGUGACGAUUGGACCGCGAAGGAAGAUGACGAUAUGUUCAAUAGAGCGACACUACAAAGGGAAAAUAGCGGGAAGAAACUGUAUGUGCCACCCUCAAGGAAAUUUGAUAACGCAUUUGGAAGUGAUAACUCAUCAGAACCAACAACAUCCAGAUUCAGCUGCCUAGAUACAGGAUACGAUAUGAGGAGCACAGGAUCAAGUAACUACGAGUCGUCAAGAGCUAAGGAAGUGUUCUCCAUGCAAAGAAGAGAUUCAGAUUCCAAAGAUUAUGGAAGCCAUUAUAGUAACGACGCAUUCAAGGAUCUCAAUAGGGAAAAUUCGAGAUCCUCGAUAUUCAAAGAACAACAUAAACCUGGAGCUUACGUACCAAUAAAUAGACGUACUCAGGCACAAACAACAACAAUUACACCCAGGAAUUCAACUGUACAUGAUAUAUUCCUCAAAGCAGCGAAGAUCACAGAAAGUAGACCUGCCGAAGAUAAAAAGAAAGUGGAAGCUGUAAAGGAUGUGCAACAAAAGCCAUUGUCACAAGCUGAACUACUGGUACAACAAAAAAGACAGGCCAUAUUACGCCAUAAUCGCAUGUAUGAAUUCAAGAUGGAAACUAUCCAACAAGUGGAAACAUCAGUCAAAAAUAUAAUACAAGGAGUUGAUGUUGAUCUUGACACUAUAGUACCAGAAGAUGAAGAGGAGUUGGUACCAGCAGUGGUGGCAUGCCUAGUAACAGCCAAGGCAUGUGAAGAAUGUAAUAACAUGGAACAAGUAAAGAAUAUGUUCAACAAAGUUGCACCACUUCUUUCCAUACUCAGAGAAAGAAGUGAGCAUGACAUCACAGGACCGCUGCUUACAGAAAUGGCCAAAAUCAUAUGUGAAUGGAAAUUACCAGCAAUUUCAACGUCAGUCUACCUAAUAGAAGCAGUGUUUGACGCACUGGUGCAAACGAAAGUAGUGACAACAGAUACAGCAAUACAGUGGAUAGAAGAUGUGCCAAGCGAAGUACCAGACAGAAUCAAUGUAAUACUACAGCUGCUAACAUGGAAAAAAUGGAUAAAGGGAGAGUCUAUAGAAAAAACAGAAGCAACACAAGAAGCAGAGUCUGAAGAUGAAGAGGAGGAGGAAGAAGAAGAAGACAUUGAUAUAGAAGCAUUGGUACCAAAACCUGUGAGAAUCAGUAAACCAAUGAUGUAUUGAAAUUGAGACA
Messenger RNA from Babesia bovis T2Bo, 1796 nucleotides. RefSeq lists its product as uncharacterized. NCBI's taxonomy places the organism in Eukaryota, Apicomplexa, Aconoidasida, Piroplasmida, Babesiidae. The coding region runs from base 131 to 1786 and encodes 551 amino acids. The record is from RefSeq and is a predicted model, not a curated record. The transcript has 2 exons.